Molecule: messenger RNA, 618 nt
Organism: Zingiber officinale
Lineage: Eukaryota; Viridiplantae; Streptophyta; Magnoliopsida; Zingiberales; Zingiberaceae
Product: tropomyosin-like
Exons: 2
Coding region: 1-618 (205 amino acids)
Source: RefSeq, a predicted model, not a curated record
AUGGGCAUCCUUCAGCUAAAGGACUCCAUGGUUGAUUCUUGGGUACAAGGCCAGAACUCUCUGAGAGGCAAAAACAUUUUUGAUCAGUUUUUUGCUUCAAGCUUCUACAUGGGCAACUUGGCUGCUGAUCUAGAGAGGGAGAAUAGAGAGUUGAAGAAUCAAUUAAGAGCCCUAAAGGCACCCUCCCCUGCUCCGGGCAAUGAGGUCACCCAACUCCAAGAGAAGGUAAGUUCUCCAGCCAAUCCGAUGACCCUUUUGGAGAAGGAUUUGCAGCAUCAUCGCCAAAUGUUAGGGGUUAAAGAAGAAGAGAAAAAGACUCUAGAGUUGCAAAUACAGAGUCUGUCCUCUCAGUUGAGUGUUGAAGUAGCCCAGAAAAAUAAGGCUAUUUCAAAUGUUGUUCUCAGAUCUUCUAUCCAAGAACAAUUUCAAACUUCUGUCUCUAGGUCUCCAGAUUCAGCUCAAGAGUUGGCCUCUCAGAAUUUUGAGAUAUUGCAGUUACAAGAGAGAUUGAAAGCUCAAGAUUCAAAAAUAGACUUCCUCACUAAAGAGUUAGAGCAUCUUAAAACUGAAAAGGCCAGUUUCCAAGAGAAAGCAAAACGCCUUGAGUCAAAAUUAUAG